This is a messenger RNA of Carassius auratus (goldfish), 1545 nucleotides long. RefSeq names its product phosphatidylinositol-5-phosphate 4-kinase, type II, gamma b (gene pip4k2cb). Gene Ontology annotation, biological process: phosphatidylinositol phosphate biosynthetic process. The transcript is spliced from 10 exons. Gene Ontology annotation, molecular function: 1-phosphatidylinositol-5-phosphate 4-kinase activity; 1-phosphatidylinositol-4-phosphate 5-kinase activity. Lineage: Eukaryota; Metazoa; Chordata; Actinopteri; Cypriniformes; Cyprinidae. Gene Ontology annotation, cellular component: plasma membrane. The record is from RefSeq and is a predicted model, not a curated record. Bases 1 to 1251 code for a protein of 416 amino acids.
AUGUCUUCUCCUGGUAAGACAGGAGCAGUUUCAAGCUCAGCGAGAAGGCUUUCACGAACAAAAAGCAAGAAAAAACAUUUUGUACAUCAAAAAGUGGAGGUAUUCUGGGCCAGCGAUCCCAUACUGACUGUUUUUAUGUGGGGCAUCAAUCACACGAUAAACGACCUCUUUCAAGUGCCUAUGCCAGUAAUGCUACUUCCAGAUGACUUCAAAGCCAACAUAAAAAUGAAAGUCAACAACCAUUUAUUCAACAAGGAAAACCUCCCUGGACAUUUUAAGUUUAAGGAGUACUGUCCACUGGUGUUCCGGAAUCUAAGAGAGCGAUUUGGAGUUGAACAUCAGGAUUAUCUGGUUUCUCUUACACGUAGUCCUCCAGCAAAGGAUUGCAAAAGUCAGGAAGCAGGAUUGGUGUUGACAUCAUAUGACCGAACAUUAAUUGUCAAGCAAAUAUCUAGUGAGGAGGUGGAGGACAUGCACAACAUUCUUUCAGAAUACCACCAGCACAUCGUAACAUGCCAUGGUAGCACACUUCUUCCCCAGUUCCUUGGCUUGUACCGUGUUACUGUGGACAAUGAAGACACAUACCUUUUAGUCAUGAGAAAUAUGUUCAGCCACCGACUAACUGUCCACAUGAAAUAUGACCUCAAGGGGUCGUUGGUUUCUCGAGAAGCAAGUGAUAAAGAGAAGGUGAAGGAACUGCCCACCUUCAAGGAUGUCGAUUUCAGAAACAACAUGCAGCGAGUGUACAUCAGUGAAGAGGAGAAAGAAAAGCUUUUGGAUAAACUGAACAGGGACACAGAGUUUCUUGUACGUUUGAAGAUCAUGGACUACAGCCUGCUGCUGGGCAUUCAUGAUGUCGAGAGGGUGGAGCAAGAGGAAGUGGAAGAAAUGAAAGGCCCUUUAAGUGAAGAGGAGGAGGAUGCAGAGAAUGACCUUUCGCUUAUGGCUGUGGGGUCUUUUGGCACUUCCCCUGAGGGCAUUGCAGGGUACAUGAGCUCUUACAAACCUCUUGGUCCAGGACAGUUUGACCCUUAUGUUGAUGUGUAUGCCAUCCAGAGUGCAGCUGGUUCCACACACAGAGAGGUAUACUUCAUGGGUCUCAUAAACAUUCUGAGCCAGUAUGAUACCAAGAAGAAGGCAGCCCACGCAGCAAAAACAGUCAAGCAUGGAGCUGGGGCUGAAAUCUCUGCAGUUCAUCCUGAACAGUAUGCCAAACGGUUUCGGGAAUUCAUUGCAAACAUCUUUGCCUAAUUGAGAGCAUUUUAAAUAUACUCUUCCAAAUCUAGUGCACAAAAUGGUAAAAAACAAAAUCAAAUUGGAUACAAAAACCUUUAUUUGGAGCUGGUGAUUUGUACAAAUUAAAUUAUUUGAAAAGCAUUAUUUAAUUCAGUUAUUUAAUGUUUAGCAUAUAUAUGUGAAUGAUAAAAAUUAUCGCUCUAAUUUGCAAUAAAAAUGUAAUAAUGCAAAUAUAAAAUUUAUACAAUAAAACUGACUCCAUGAAAUGGAUGUGCAGUUAUAACUGUUAAAAUAGUUUAGAAUGUGACA